CUCAAAAUUCAAAAUGGCGGCCGAGGUCGCUGAGAUAUUGAAGAAAUGCGCUUUGAAGAUAACGACGUCGAAGACGAAUGACCGGCUUGGUUUGUGCGAGUCUGUUCUUGUUCCUUGUAUCGAGAGAGACGAUUUUUCUGAACCAUGUGUCAAGGUAGCUUUCAGACUUUUGUUUGCAGUUUACAGUGAUUACAGUUGUAUUCAAGGUUUAAAGGCAGUUAAGUACUUCUGUGCCACAUUUUUGGAUCUGGAGAAUUACAUCAAAAAGUGUUAUCACAGCCCAGUAACCAGUGGUAAUAUUUUAAUACUGUUCAAAUGGACCUGUAUAAUACUGAGAAGAGUCUAUACUAAAGCAGAAAAAUGUCAAGGGUCAGAAUGGAAUAAGCUGGUUGAGUGUCAUUAUUUGGCCACUUAUGGUGCCUUGUCUGCCGGUAACACCACAGUCUGUAAAGUAGUCAAUAAGAAGUUGCUUGCCAUCUGGAAAGAGGUUCCAGGUAUUACUGAAAAGUAUGCCAAAGCAAUCAGUGAGCUUGAACCUUCAGAGUUCUCCCUUUGUCUAGCUGGUGAACUGUUUACAUACUGCUCUAAGAACAAGUCAGAACAAGGCAUCAUUGCAAAAUACAAGAAACCUUUGAUUGAUGUCUACAUCAAGAAUAUCCUUACCAUUAAGACAAAGCAAUCGACACCAGUGUUGUUACAGUGUUCAAGGUUUUUAUGCCAUCUGGCACGGGAGGACUUCAGUGAUCUAAUCCUACCAGCUCUUCUCAAGGCCCUGCUAAGAAAUCCAGAAACAGUUCUUGAAUGUACUGGCUAUUUGAUAUCUGCUGUAUCUAUUGACUUAUCCAAGUAUGCUGUCAAUAUUUGCAAAAAUGUUUCAGGUCAGCUGAGAGUCAAAGAAGACAUCCACAGGCAGCAGUCUGCAUUUAUUGUCAAAGGGUUGGCAGAUCAUUGCAGCGAUCCUAAUGAAAUGACUGAACUUAUCAAGUACUUGUUUGAUGUCUUGGGAGGUUCAGAAGGAAAGCUGACUGUAUGGAAUGACAGAGUAGCUAUCCUGGAGGCCAUUGGGUAUCUUGAAGCUAAUUCUAUCGGCAAUAGUUCAUCUAUGGAGAACCUUGUCAAUAUUGUUGUAGAGAAAAUGAUUCCUUAUAUGCAGCAGGAAGUACAAGAAGCUGCCGUAGUCAAUGCCUUGUCAGUUCUUGCGCUGUGGUGUAAGCACAUCACUUCUGAAGUACCCAAACUGUUGAUUGAAGCAUUUAAGAAAGGGAUGAACAACAAGGUCUCAACAACAGCAGUACAAAGUGGAUACAUCCAGUGCAUGGGUGCUGCUCUUAAAGGAAAUACUUUGUUGCAAGGGAUUGAAGUUCUUCCACAGCUUCUCCAGGCUGUGGAACGAGGCGUCAGUCAACCACAUCAGACAGCAACAGUAACAGCUGGUCUGAUGGCAUCAUCUAUUCUUGUCAGGCUGUCAUUAGUGGAUAUUAAAGCAGAGUCUAAACUCAGUUCAUUCUGGACUAUGUUUCUGGAUACAAAGAAAAUGUUAUUUGUGUCUGAUAAAUUUCUCCAGGCUGCCUCACCUGAAGCAUUGCAAGCCCUUCUUUCUACCAUUGAGACGUUAUUCAUCAGUCAUUCACAGAGAAUGAACAAGUCUAACAGGCAGCCGUGGUAUCAUGCCAUCAUAUAUCUGAUGACUAAUUCAAAUAGAAAGCUUCGUCAAGAUGUUCAGACAUUUCUACACAAGCUAUAUGUUAGUGCAGGAACAGAGGCUUUGGAUCAUCAGUCUUCGUUGCUGGAAGAAUUCUCUUCUCUGUUWGAUGAACAGCAGAUUACAUCAAAGAUUUCAUCAUCAUCUGGUUUAACCAAUGGCACAACAGAUGGGCCUAUAACCAAUGGUUCUGAUGCAGCUUAUUCCACCUCAAUACCAAGCAAAAUUCUGGUCAAGACUUUGAUGUUGCUUGGGUUAGGACCAUUCAAGAGUGACCCCACACUUGAUGAGCAAACAAGAGAGAAUAUUGCUCUUUCUUUCCUGUCAUACUGUCAUUAUACUGUGAUAGUAUCCUACAAGAAAGACCUAUGGAUUCACAUCCUUUCUGAUCUAAAGCUCGACGUCAGUUCAGUUGUAGAGAAAUACCAACAAGAAAUCAUGAACAAGAUUGUAGACCAACCAAACCAAGAGGUCUCGCAGAACAUUGUAUCGACCAUAGCAGCAGCAUCACCCAUGACCCUACCUGCUUUGGUUACCCAUCUCAUCACAUGCCUGUCGGACAGCAAGUACACCCAAGUGACGAGAGAAGAAGUAGAGAUCAUGGAAUCACCUGAUGGUGAAAUAUGUAACAAGAAAGUACUUGAAAGCUUAAAAGCAUCAGAACAAUCGAGAACAAAAAAUGUCAAGAAAGAAUCGAAAGCAUAUGCAUACGAAGACCAGAAAUGGUCCAUGGAGUAUGAGGAGGAACUGAAGAGAAAAAAGAAAGCAGCAGGAUUGAUAUCCUUCAGAGAUGGGCUGAGCGAUAAAGACAAAGAGACUUAUGACAAUCAGUUAAGGAUUGAGGCAGAAAUCAGGGCAAAGACCAAACAGACCAAACAAGAGUUGACAAACUUGGUAGCGCUGUUGCUGAAAGCCAUCGAGUCAAAUCAAGCGGCCAUGAAGAAAUUCAUCCCUACCAUCCUCCCUGUACUCUUGUCUCUUCUUCAAUCUCCUCUUGCCGCCUCUUCUGCUGUUCCUGUUGUUUUGGCACUCAGAAAGUGUAUCUUUAACGAAGAUAAUAAUCAACUUGGAACCCUUGUAUCUCAUGUAACUUUACGACUAUUACGACCCCAAUGUGACCUCAAACCCAGCUGGUGUCAAGAGAGCCUCCAAUCAGCUGCUUCUCGUGCAGUCAUUGGAUUACACCAACUGACUUCACCCAGCUCCCCUGAAGAUCAAGACAUGAAUCCCCUCUCAGCACCUGGCUUCACCUAUUGCUUCCCUAUGCUCAACUGCAUUCUCCGAGCUGGUGGUAAAGCUGUUGGUUGUGAUGAAGAUCUCAGGACAAUAGCCUUGCAAGUCAUAUCAUACCAUUGUCAGUUGAGAAGCAUCGAGGAAAAUGAAGAAGAAGAUGAGAGUGGCCCAGCAUUGUUACCAAGAAAAGAAAUGUUCACGUUAUUUAAUGAGAUUAUUUCUACCAGUUCAGACAGCAUCAAGGGCUCUCAUCUCCAGCAACUGGCUUCAUCUUGCCUCUUGGAGCUAUGUAAGUCAGCCAGUGGAGAGGACGGCUGUACCGUGGCUGAACCAGAAGAGUUAGAGGUUCUUCUAAAGGGACUGGAGUCUUCUGCUUCUGUACUGCGAUUCUCGGUCCUCAAAGGACUUCUCAACAUGAGCAUGAUCUUGCCUGGGAUUGAAGAAGAAACAAGUCUUUCAGUCAAUGUUUUACGAAGACUUUCGGUGGCAAAGUUUGAUCCAGACGAAGAAAAUGCUUCUCUUGGACAAAAGUUAUGGGAAGAGUCUCAUUACUCUGUAAUUGAGUCGUUAUGUAGUGAUUUGCUGCAGGAUAUUGUACAUGAUGUAGGUGUGAUACGACAAGCUGCCAGCUCAGCUCUAACAGAAGCUGUAUCUCAACAUCCUUCAGUUGCAACCUCUGUACUUCAUGAACUGAUUGAACUUUAUGAUGAAAAAAUUAAGAUUCCUGCUCCUAUCGUAAAUGAGCUUGGUCGAGUAAUUUCUGACCCAUUCAUUGAUCCAUCGGCAGCAAGAGCAGGAAUCGCCCAAGCACUUGGUAAACUAUCGCCCUGCCUGGACGAGGACCAGAUUCCUCCUCUCUUUGCAUUCUUCGUUCCUACUGGUCUCGGUGAUCGAAACAAAGAGGUCCGUAAAGAAAUGCUCAACGCUGCACUCCAAGCAGUCAACGACCAUGGCAAGGAUAACAUCUCCAACUUGUUGCCAGUCUUUGAAGAAUUCCUAGACAUUGCUGACGACACUAGUGAGCAUGACAUGAUACGACAAUCUGUUAUCAUCCUGAUGGGAUCCUUAGCCAAACAUCUUGAUAAAGAAGAUCCUAAGGUCAAACCAAUUGUUAACAAGCUGAUCAAGGCUCUCUCCACGCCGUCACAACAGGUUCAACAAGCUGUUGCUAACUGUCUACCACCUUUGGUCCCUGCUAUCAAAGCUGAGGCACCAGAACUCGUCAAGACGCUUCUGAAUCAAUUAUUGGAGUCCACUGCGUAUGGUGAACGUAAAGGAGCAGCGUACGGGUUAGCAGGUCUCGUAAAAGGACUCGGAAUCCUGUACCUCAAACAGCUAAACAUAAUGACAACGCUACAAGAAGCCAUACAAAACAAGAAGAACUACAGACACCGUGAAGGUGCGCUGUUUGCAUUUGAGAUGCUGUGUACGAUGCUUGGGCGACUCUUUGAACCUUACGUCGUCCACGUGUUGCCACACCUACUGCUCUGCUUUGGAGACGGCAAUCAGUUCGUCAGAGAGGCAACUGACGACACUGCCCGUGCUGUAAUGAAACAUCUCAGUGCUCAUGGAGUCAAGCUUGUCCUUCCUUCUUUACUCUCAGCCUUGAAUGAGGAUUCCUGGAGAACCAAGUCAGGAAGUGUAGAGUUACUAGGUGCUAUGGCGUACUGUGCUCCCAAGCAGCUGUCUUCUUGUCUGCCUAGUAUCGUACCGAUGCUCUGCAAGGUACUCACAGACUCACAUCAGAAGGUACAAAAGUCUGGUGCCCAGGCCCUCAGGCAAAUUGGCGCCGUCAUAAGGAACCCCGAAAUUCAAGCUAUUUCAUCAGUUCUACUUGAAGCACUCAUGGACCCGUCCACCAAGACCGCUCGCUGUCUACAGGUCUUGCUACAAACAUCUUUCGUCCACUUCAUUGAUGCUCCAUCUCUCGCUCUUAUCAUGCCUGUUCUUCAACGUGCAUUGAAUGAACGCUCUACCGAAACUAAGAAGAUGGCGGCGCAGAUUAUUGGCAAUAUGUACUCGCUCACAGACCCAAAGGACCUGUUGCCUUACCUCUCGUCUGUCGUUCCUGGCUUAAAGCAGUCUUUAUUGGACCCAGUACCCGAGGUACGUGCAGUGUCCGCCCGUGCUUUAGGUGCUCUAGUCAAAGGAAUGGGCGAAGAACACUUUGAAGACUUGCUACCUUGGUUAAUGGAGACGCUGACGUCCGAGAACAGUAGCGUGGAUAGGUCUGGUGCAGCACAAGGUAUCAGUGAAGUCCUCUACGGCCUGGGCAAGACCCGUCUGGACAAACUCAUGCCAGAUGUAAUCAGUACUACAGAAAAGACUGAGCUGGCGCCGCACGUGCGCGAGGGAUAUCUCAUGCUGUACAUAUAUCUACCUGGUACCUUUAAAGAGGAAUUCACCAAGUAUGUUGGUCCUAUUCUCUCCUCUAUCAUACAGGGACUUGCGGACGAGGUUGAAUUCGUCCGUGACACGUCGCUUCGUGCUGGCCAACGCAUCGUCAACAUGUACGCAGAAACAGCUAUAGAGUUGUUUCUACCCGAGAUGGAGAGAGGCUUGUUUGAUGAUAACUGGCGUAUUAGACACAGUUCUAUUCAGUUACUGGGUGAUUUGUUGUACAAGAUAUCUGGAGUCACGGGCAAGAUGAGUACUGAAGGAGAUGAGGAUGAUAAUUUUGGCACUCAACAUUCGAAUCAGAAAAUCAUCGAUGCCCUUGGUGUUGAGCGUCGUAAUCGUGUCCUGGCUGGGCUCUACAUGGGCAGAUCUGACGUCUCUCUGAUGGUCAGACAAGCAGCACUACACGUCUGGAAGGUCAUUGUUCCGAAUACUCCCCGAGUACUGCGCGAGAUAUUAUCGACUCUCUUCUCGUUACUCCUCGGCUGUCUUGCAAGUAAAAGUUUUGAUAAAACUCAGGUUGCAGCACGUACCUUGGGAGAUCUUGUCCGUAAACUAGGUGAGCGUGUGCUACCUGAGAUCAUUCCCAUCCUUGAAGAAGGAUUGAAAAGCGAGAAGAGUAACGAACGCCAGGGUGUCUGUGUUGGGCUGAGUGAGAUUAUUAGCUCUAUCAGCAAAGAACAGGUAACCCAGUACGUAGAUUCAUUAGUUCCCACAGUUCGCCACACUCUGUGUGACCCGCUGCCUGAGGUGCGACAAGCAGCAGCCAAGACGUUCGACAACUUGUACUCUACUAUUGGAGCCAAAGCUUUGGAUGAGAUUCUGACUGAUCUACUCGAUAAAAUGGAUGAUCCAUUAUUAUCAGAAUAUGCUCUGGAUGGACUCAGGCAAGUCAUGCAAGUCAACAGUCGCGUUGUUCUACCCUUCCUUGUACCAAAGCUGAUUGCUCCUCCAGUUAACGCCCGUGCUUUAGCCAUCUUAUCGUCAGUGGCUGGUGAUGCUCUAGUCAGACACCUCGUUAAAAUAUUACCUGCACUUCUCUACUCAAUACAAGAAUCAAUGGCUGCUGGAAAUGCACAAGAGGAACUCGAUGGAGCUGAGAAGCUUGUUUUGUCCGUUGAGAGCGAUGAUGGUGUGAAAAUAGUCAUCGAAGAGCUACUUGAAGCAACAAAGAGCAAGAACCCAGGCUUGACGAAGGCUGCCGUUAUACUUCUGUACAAGUUCUGUAGCAAAACCAAAGCAGAUUACUCACCAUUCAUCGGCACUUUGUUUCGUCAUAUCGUACAUCUACUGAACGAUGAGGAUGUUGAUGUUGUAGUCAACAGUUGGGAAACCUUGAGAGCUAUUAUUGAGGGCCUCCAGCCAACCGAACAGCUUCAAUACAUCGACCCAUUACUUCAAGCUAUCAGUUAUGUACGCGAUGAGGUCAGAGAUGGAGAAUUACCAGGAUUUUGUCUUCCAGGCAAGGGUAUCAAGUGUAUUCUGCCCGUGUUCCGCGAAGGCAUACUCACAGGAACCCCAGACCUGAAGGAAAAAGCAGCCAACGGACUGGGUGAAGUCAUCAAACUGACCAGUGCGGCUGCUCUCAAACCUUCUGUAGUCAACAUCACUGGUCCUCUCAUCCGUAUCCUUGGUGACCGAUUUAGCUGGAAUGUUAAGGUGGCUGUGCUAGAGACACUUGGGCUGUUGCUAGGCAAGGUUGGAGUCAUGUUGAAACCCUUCUUGCCUCAGCUACAGACAACAUUUGUCAAGGCGUUGAACGAUCCAAACAAGGCCGUCAGAGGCAAAGCUGCUUGUGCACUUAACCGACUCGUCAUACUCCACACACGUGUCGAUCCACUUUUUACUGAACUACAGAACUGUGUCAAGAACAAUGAAGAUAACGCUAUCAAGGAGACGUUAUUGCAGGCACUGAGGGGAGUGAUCAGUGGUGCUGGUGAGAAGAUGAGUGAAACAGUACGAAAAACACUGACAACAACGUUAUUGUCCUUGUUAGGACAUGGCGAGAAUAUCAUACGCGUUGCCGCAGGGAUCUGUAUUGGGUCCUUAGCCACUAUUUUAYCUGAUAAUGAACUAGAAAGCCUGAUUAGUGACCACCUCACAGUAAAUGAUCCUUCCGUCGACUGGUUCCUGCGCCACGGUCACGCCAUUGCCCUGUCAGCGGUGUUGCACGAUGCACCAGACAAGAUCUUGGCAUGUGGUCUGUAUGACGUCAUCACUGAUGCUGCUGUUACCCAUGCCUCGACGGACAGGAUCCCAAUUGGAAGUUUUGGUGUGCGUUCUCUGGGAUUUCUGCUGUCGCAUUCCAGGAAACAAUCCCAGAAACCAGCUGCGCAAGUGGUACAGACAUUAACUCAGAUUAUCCAGAAUGGCGCCACUGAGGUUCGCAGUCUGUCCGCGUCUGUCAUCAAAUAUGCUUCCAAUUCAUCAGACGAACCUUUUGAUAUCACGACCCUCAAGAGCCUAGUACCUGCCUUGAUAGUUUCUGCCAAAGAUAGGAACACAAGUGUUAAAGCAUCAGCUGAGGCUGCCCUGGCAGAUGUCUUGAAACUACUCUACGGUGACGACACAUUACAGACAUGUCGUAGUUUCCUGGAUAUUAACAAUGCUGAUCUGCUCAACGAUAUGUGCAGAAGAUCGUUAGUACGUAUUGCUAAUGAAGAAGAUUUUGGAAUAGAUGAAGUUACAAGCCCUUACAACCUGGAUAUGGGAUAAUUACACGAACACAACGUCAAAUUAUUCUUAGCACUGACAAAUUAGAUUAACUGAAUUUCAAAAUCGGAAUUGAUGCCGUUAGUUUCCUUAUAGAUCUAUUAAGUUGUGGCGUAUUUCCGGUUCCAACUGCUCACAAAAAGACAUAAGAUAAAGCAAAUGUUCUCAAUAAAAUAAAAUAUUCUGAAACAAUAGGGACCUUAAGCUGCAGGACGGCAACGUGGGCGACAACGUCUGCGAAAUUGAGGCGCUUCGCCGUUCUAUUGUAUUAUUAUUUCGUGUUUACCUAGUAUUUUACUCAAUAAGCACCCCCGAUUUAGAGUGAAAUGACGUCUUUUGUGAGCGCUUUACUCAUAAACGAAAAUCAGCAAAGAUAAGCUUUUAGCGUAGCCAUUCUCUUUAGUACUUAAAAAUAGGACAUUUCACGUCUUACUUUCAGCAAAAAAAGACAGCAAUGAUGCACAGUAUUUCGUACAUUCCAACGAGUAUCUAUUGAAUAGCGCAAUUAGUGCUAUUGUAUGUUUGCCGUCAUCAUCAUUGUUGCCAUCCUGCAGCUUAAGGUCCCUAAUUAGAAUAUUGGCAACAAAUCCUGUCAUGGACAAAAAGGAAGAAACAUAUUAAUGGAAAUACUUUUCGUUUUGGACCCGGAAAUCCUUUUUCCUUACAAUUGACAUUACACUUAAAAGUUCUAUUUCAGUUCCCAGUGCUCAUGAGUGUUGUAUUUUACACCCUCCCCUCCCACUCCUUUCACAAUCUACCAUAUCCCUGACAACUGUUGUUUUGUUUUUCCCCUCCUUUCAUACUACAGAGAGGAAUGGUAAGGUUUGGCUAUAGUUUUUUUAUGACAAGAUAUGAAAGACAACAAUAACUCGUUCCUUUUUAGGGUGCUCUGUAGUCCCUGUGUCUAGUUACAUAAUUGUAACAACAAAGUUAAAUUAAUCAGUUGGUUAAAAAAUGCUAUAUUCUUAAUGAUAAUUAGAAUUAGGCACCAGUCAUGAUUAAGGGGAGGUGGGUCGACUGAUACAGAGGAAGAUAACUAAAUUAUAAAAAAGAAAUAAUAAGUUUGUACAAGCAAAUAGAGUGACCACAGUAAAUCCAUGAAACACUAAUUACUAAAUAGUACAAAAUAGUGCUAGUUAAACAAUAGAAAACAAUGGAAUUUGCAUGAAAUUGUGCUAUUUAGUAUUACAAAAGUUUCACGGAUUUACUGUGGUCAGUCUAAGAAAAAACAGUGGAAAAGAUAAUGUGGGAGAUAAGGGCUAGCAAAAAUAGUGCCUCACUUUUGAUGUGACCAUAAAGAGACGGAGAGAAAGAUUGGUAUGGUAUUCAAUUUCAAAUUUUCUUUCGUUUGGGAUAUUUAGUACGACAUUUAUCUGUUAUCACCUUUCCCCGUCUAAUUAACCAUUUUUUAUUGUGAUUUAAUUCGUUUUGCGGCUAUUUUGCCUCCUCUGGCGACCAUGAUCCUUAGUGUCAAAACAAAAGAUUGUUUUGAUGUGACAUCAUAGUGUUAUAGGGCAAUUCAUUUUAGCUACAUUAGAAAUGUUAGGUUAUAUGGAAAAUGCUUUAAUGUCAAUUCCAUUCAGUCUCCAUAUCCAAUGAUGACACUGUUGUUCCUUUUCACCAAAAAGCUUUGUAAUUUUUAAAUCAAUUCCAUUGUACUCUAGAGAAUAAAGGAAAGUUAUCAGCAUCA
This is a messenger RNA of Actinia tenebrosa (Australian red waratah sea anemone), 9734 nucleotides long. RefSeq names its product stalled ribosome sensor GCN1. The record is from RefSeq and is a predicted model, not a curated record. Gene Ontology annotation, molecular function: protein kinase regulator activity; protein binding. NCBI's taxonomy places the organism in Eukaryota, Metazoa, Cnidaria, Anthozoa, Actiniaria, Actiniidae. Gene Ontology annotation, cellular component: cytosol. Gene Ontology annotation, biological process: cellular response to amino acid starvation; regulation of translation.